Talaromyces rugulosus is the source of this 1416-nucleotide messenger RNA. RefSeq lists its product as uncharacterized. The transcript is spliced from 3 exons. The coding region runs from base 1 to 1416 and encodes 471 amino acids. Lineage: Eukaryota; Fungi; Ascomycota; Eurotiomycetes; Eurotiales; Trichocomaceae. The record is from RefSeq and is a predicted model, not a curated record.
AUGAAAGGACUGUUAGAGCUUCUUCGUUUGCUUGGUCCGACAAUUGAGAAGAUCUGUGAGUCAUCUGGCACUCCCGCGUUGUCUCUGGGUGUCCUUUACCAUGGCAACAUUUUAUUCCGCGAUAAUUUUGGUUUCAGAGACAUUGAGACCGGCAUAAAGCCAGAUUCGGAUACUAUCUACGGAGUUGCCUCACUGACCAAGGCGUUCACUUCUUCUCUCUUUGGAAUCAUGGUUGAGGAAGGGAAAAUCCCAUGGGACACGCCCGUACACGAGGUCAUUCCAGGUUUUCACCGUAGCGAUGAAAUCAACCAGGCUACUAUGGUAGAUGUGCUUUCUCAGUGCGCUGGGAUGGCAAGGUCAAACCAAUAUUGGGUUGGCAAUGACAACGGCCUCCUCCUGAACAAAAAUCAAAUUGUGCCUAUCGUCGAUUAUUUGCGACAAGUCGACCCGUUUCGUCGCGUCGGCAGCAUGAAUAACCGGCAUUUUGCUCUGGCGGGCGAAGCUAUAGAAGAGCUCUCGGGUAAAAGCUGGGGCACGACAGUCAAAGAAAAGCUUUUUGAACCAUUAAAUCUCACCCGAACAAUAUUCUGGAAUGAUAAUGAAGGGUCCUACGAUGACAAUGUUGCAAAACCAUAUGUUGCUCUUGAUGACGCAUCUCCAUACUCUAUACCUUGGCCGAAGUUGGCCGACGGUAAAAUCAUGUCCCCUGCAAUGGGCCUUAGAAGUUCGGUCAACGAUUUGCUAAUCUGGUCACAAGCUUUACUUAAGGGUCUUGUCGACCAGAGAGAAUCAGGUCGAUCAUCGACACCAGGUCUUCCACUUAAACACCUGACAAGUAUCAUGAGCGGCCACUGUCAACUAAUGUCCUCCUAUCCCGGCGAAUUAGGAAUGGGUUUCAUGAUGACCACCCUUCCCAAUCCAAUAGGUGAUGGGGGAGCAAAUCCGGCUCUCUUGGAAAAGAAGCCAAACGUUGGCUCAGACUCUCCGGGCACUGAAUCCCAGAGCGCAGUGGUUGUUUUGGCCAAUUCCAUGUCCUUGAACGACGCAGCUGACUGGGUUGGCCAAGCUGUCCUGGAGGCUGUUCUCGAGACUUCCAAUCCUGCCGAUUAUCAGCUGCUCUCUCAGCAAACCGCAGCAGCCCAGGUCACCAAGUUUCCAGCACUGAACAAAACACUUGAGUCGAAACGGAUCCCAGGAACGCACCCAAAGUUACUACAUAGCUAUACUGGUCGGGCCUCCGCGAUCAUCAAUCAUGGCCGCUCAAUCAUUACCACUACGAUACGUUUUUUUUGGCUCAUGUCGCGCAACGAAUGCGUCAAACGUGCUCGUUUCGCCGUAGCUACCGAAGGCCUUUACUUGUUCAAGUUUCUUCCAGCACAGGACGACACAGAUAAUAACAUCAUCGCGCUUGAAUAG